Messenger RNA from Trichomycterus rosablanca, 2118 nucleotides. It is a transcript of the gene col8a1a, whose product is annotated as collagen, type VIII, alpha 1a. Gene Ontology annotation, molecular function: protein binding. Bases 1 to 2118 code for a protein of 705 amino acids. NCBI's taxonomy places the organism in Eukaryota, Metazoa, Chordata, Actinopteri, Siluriformes, Trichomycteridae. The record is from RefSeq and is a predicted model, not a curated record. The transcript has 2 exons.
AUGGCUAUGAAGCCUUUCCUGGUGGUUCUGGUACAAGCAGCUCUACUGCCAGCUGUUUUUGGAGGAGCUUAUUAUGGACACAAAGCACAUCAUCAGCAACUCCAGCCUAUACCACAAAUGCCUCACAUGCAGUAUCCUCACUACAGGAAAGAGAUGCCACAACUACCAAAUCAUAUGAACAAGGGCAAGGACUUUAAAGGUGAGACUAUACCUAGAGGAGAGCAAGGUGUUCCAGGUGAGGUUGGACCACAAGGACCUCCAGGACCACAAGGACCACCAGGGCCUCAAGGCAAUGGUUUACCAGGUCCUUCAGGAAAUCCAGGUCCCGCUGGCCCUCCGGGGUUACCUGGGAUCGGCAAACCUGGAAUGCCAGGCAUGCCAGGAAAGCCUGGUGAUAUUGGACCACCAGGACAGCAGGGUGAAAAAGGACCUAGUGGAGGAGUGGGUCAACAAGGUCUGCCAGGACAAGCUGGUCACCAUGGACCAAUGGGCAUGCCUGGUGUUGGAAAGCCAGGUGUUCAAGGACUACCAGGACAUCCAGGACUCAAAGGUGAACCAGGGCACAAAGGUCUACCUGGUCUUCCAGGACUGCCUGGGCCAAAAGGCGAUAAGGGGAUUGGACACCCUGGUUCACAAGGACCCAAAGGCCCACCAGGACCCCCAGGAAUUCCUGGGCAUAAAGGACUGCCAGGGGUGGGCAAGCCUGGCAUGCCUGGACUGCCAGGGCUAAUAGGUGUACCAGGUAAACCUGGACAGCCUGGACCACGAGGACCAGAGGGCCCAGCUGGCUUGGAAGGUAAACAAGGACCACAAGGUCUUCCUGCCAUUGGAAAAACAGGUGACAAAGGCAUUCCAGGACAGCCCGGUGUCCCUGGUCAUAAAGGAUUACCAGGACCACCAGGAUUGCCAGGCAAGCCUGGAUUGCCUGGAUUUGGCAAGCCAGGAUACCCUGGCCCGAAAGGUGACAAGGGAAUGGGAGGACCACCUGGUACUCCAGGGCCAAAAGGAGACAAAGGGCAUGAAGGUCCACAAGGCAUGACUGGACCACAAGGACCUGCUGGUCCCCCUGGUCCUCCAGGACCAGUGGGACCUUCAGGAGGCAUUGGUGCACCAGGACCCAAAGGAGAAGCAGGUGAGGGUGGGGUAAAAGGAGAACAAGGACCUACUGGGGAUCAGGGACCCCCAGGACUUCCAGGCCAACAAGGUCAACCAGGUGAGGAUGGAGAGCCUGGGCCACGAGGACCUGCAGGACCUAUAGGUCCCAAAGGAGAAGGAGGAGAUAUGGGUUUACCUGGAACCCCUGGCACUCCUGGCCUGCCUGGUCCCAAAGGAGAAGAAGGUUCACAAGGUCCUGAAGGCCCCCAGGGACCUACUGGCAUUCCAGGGAUUGCAGGACCAGAAGGACCUAUUGGACCACCUGGACCCCCUGGGCUUAAGGGAGAGGAUGGGCCUUCAGGCAAAGAAGGUCCUCCGGGAGUGGGAAGCCCUGGUGUUUCUGGGCCACUUGGUCCUCCUGGUCCACCUGGUCCAAGUGGUUCCACAGGUCAAGUAGGUCCUUCUGGUCCCCCAGGUCCUCCAGGUCCUCCUGGACCCCCUGCUCUGAAUCCUGACCUGAUGGGUGUUCUGCCUGAGAUGGGACCAGCACUUGAUGGAGUUAAGGCUGGUGGGUACAAGAAAGGAAAGUACGGAGGUGGAUCUGAUGUAAUGGGUGGCAGUGGUCUAGAGAUGCCUGCUUUUACUGCUCAGUUGACAACACCCUACCCUCCAGUUGGCACACCUGUGGUAUUUGACAAGCUUCUUUAUAAUGGCAGACAGAAUUAUAACCCACAAACAGGUGUGUUUACCUGCGACCUUCCUGGCAUCUAUUACUUCUCCUACCAUGUGCACUGCAAGAAUUCCCAUGUAUGGGUGGGUCUGUACCGAAAUGGAGAGCCUGUGAUGUACACAUAUGAUGAGUACAAGAAGGGGGUUAUGGACCAGGCAUCUGGUAGUGCUGUCAUGCCAUUACAAUCAGGGGACACUGUUUACAUCCAGCUGCCUUCUGACCAGGCAGCUGGUCUUUAUGCAGGACAAUACGUCCAUGCGUCCUUCUCUGGCUUCCUGCUCUACCCCAUGUAG